GGCUCACGACCGGGCCUCUUUACGUCCGGACAUGAGCAGUCCGGAUGACGAAGAAGAGGAGAUGACCAUGAAGAAAGAGCAGGCAAAGCUACACUUGGCCUCAACGAGCGCAAAGAGGCUUGCUGUUUUCGCAAAAGUCAGCAAGAAGUUGGACAUGCCCUUAACUCAUCUGCACCAAAUAGGCACCGGGUCCAUCGCAUCUGUACUGCAGACCAGAGCCUUGGUUUUACCACACUGUGGAAGCUUAGAGCAGAUUCUGACCAGCGCGAUUUCCAGUGCGGCUGCAGGGGGAUCAACGUCAUCUUUUUCGUCGGUAUUAAAUCGCCCGGACAUCUUUGGCUCGUCAGGAAGCAGUGGCGCUGAUUUCCAGAGUAACAAUUUUCUUGCGAGCCUGCGAAACGCAACGGAAGCGGCAUUGACAAACGCUGGACUUGGAGCUUGUGCGCUUCUCUUGCAGAAUGAAGACCAACAUCUAGAUCCUAAUCGUGGCGUCAGAUCAGGCGCGCUGACAAACCACGGUACUAGCACAAAUACUUUUCUCUCAGAUUACAAAGAGCGGCAGGCAAAGACGUUUCUCGAGCUUGGUCAAUGGCAAGAUUUGGGAGAAUUCGGCGUUUCUGAUUUCUCGCAUCGAGAACAAAUAAACUCGCCACUUUUGCCCGACUCUCCCGCAGAGAUGACAUCACACCUCGACGUCAGCUUGUCGAUGAACCAGAGCAAUUUAAAAGCAGAAGGCGGUGGUGGACCACAUCAUCAGCCGCGAAAAAUAAAAGCCGCAUCCAGAAUUGUCGGUUUCCACACAGCAUUGCUUUCCGCUUUGCAAGAAGGGUCCGAUGAGUGCGUCAAAACAGCGCUGCGCUUCACGCACACGGAGUUGGCUCGCGGCAGCGCUUCGUUUCCGCAGGGUGCUGUGCAGGCACAGAUUGCUGCAGACGUCCGAUCAUAUAUGGCGUCCGGCCCAUCUACGGGUGCAGCAGGGCGCCAGGGUCCUCGUGGACCUCCCAACAAGCAAGCACAGACACAAAAGCAAGUAGCUGCAGCUGCAAACUAUGCCGAUUACAUUCUGCGAGACUCAGAGAACGUGGAGGUGCUCUCCUCCACAUCUGCAGCCGCGAGCUUUAGUGCGAAGUUGACAUCGUCUUCGGAGAACAGUGCGCCUACUGCCCCGUCGUUUACUACUUCCUCUUCAGUUAAUUUUCCGGGCUCAACUACAACACCCGAUGAAUUCAUCUCGUCGAAUAUCAAAUACCCACAUUCCAUCUGGUCCAGCGGCACCAUCGAGCCGCUGCUGGAGGUCCGCCGCGCUCUGACGCUGAAGUCGCGGAACAAAGCGUACUUGUCCGCAGGUUGUGGCGACACCUCGCACGUGCUCGACCUGAAAACCCUCUUUGGCGGCGCGGCGGAAUAUGGGGUGCGUGUGGAAGACAAAAGAGCCUUCGCUACCGCGGAGAAAAAGCGCAGUGGUCUGAAGAUUCUCCAAAAGACGUGGGAGGCCGCGAACAAAUCCGCGUUGCUGCAUGGAAAAUUUCUACGAUCCGUCAGGAGAAAGCCUGAGUCGGCGAUUAAUGUGUUAGCAAGUGUCAGCACGGCUUCGAGUUGUAGUUUGAUACACGUCGGCGGUCCUGCGACAUCAGCGUCGGCGCUCGACACAGCCGAGGCGAAUCUGGAAAAUGUGAAAUACCUGAACCAAACGAUCAGCAGGAUAAGCAGGAUUCUGAAGCAGGACGCACAAGAAAGGCAAACAGCUUCAUCUUCAUCCCGAGGUGGCGCGGCAGCGGGGCAUAACUCCGCCUUAUCAAGCAGUAACUUGCGCCCGCCCCUAGACCUCCCGCCCUUUCGUGAGAUGGUGGACCUGGUGCGCUCGAACUUCGAGCGUGAGUACCAAAUUGCCUCUUGUCUGUGGCACGAGAACUCCCGUUCGCAGGCGGUGGGGUGCUUAAAACACAUUACGGAGUCCGUGGAGCACGUUUGCAGCUUCGCGAAUUUGGU
This is a messenger RNA of Amoebophrya sp. A120, 1989 nucleotides long. The record is from the annotation of a GenBank genome assembly. Lineage: Eukaryota; Dinophyceae; Syndiniales; Amoebophryaceae.